Messenger RNA from Peronospora farinosa, 2250 nucleotides. The record is from the annotation of a GenBank genome assembly. Lineage: Eukaryota; Oomycota; Peronosporomycetes; Peronosporales; Peronosporaceae.
AUGGCAAAUUCCGUGGACUUAUCCGUCCAUACUCCCCCGGACUCGCCCGUUUCAACGUCAUCUUUGCCUUUUCCUCCAUCCAGUCACAACGAUGCAUUGCAUUUGCGACUCAAGACACUGGAUGAACGUGUAUUCGACGUAACAGUCGCGUCGUCCAUGUCAGUGACUGAUUUUCGAGCCACAGUAGCUGAAGCCACAGCCGUUCCGGCCCCGAGACAACGCCUGAUCUAUCGUGGCAAGUUGCUAAAGGAUGGGGCUGCGUUGGCCGCCUAUGACCUGCAAGAUGGACACACGGUGCACUUGGUGGCCAAGCCGCCGGCCGCAGUUGAGGCGGACGCGAGCAGACGGCCGGCGGACGGUCCGGCAUGGAAUUUGGCCAAUCUCCGCUCAGCUCUGAGACGUACAGGAGCUUCGACCACUUCUGUCCAACAACUGCCAGUGCUGCGGGAAGUGCUGGCUGAGACGGCUGAGAGCACGGAAGAGCAGGAGCCGAUACUUGACUUGGAACCAAUCACACAGGGCAUUCUUACCAUGCGGACCGUCCUGUCAACGGCCCAACGAGAGCAGCAGCGACAGUUUUUUGUGGGUCAGUGGCUCGACGUGAAGGACACGGUGAACCAAUGGCUUGAGGCCACGGUUAUGGACAUUGCAGAUGGAAAAGUGCUCGUACAUUACCACGGGUGGCCUACGAGAUGGAACGAAUGGAUUGACUUUGACUCGGACAGGAUCGCAGCCUUCCGCACACGCACGCUUCAUACUCAAAACCCACAGCGUAUGUCGCCUGUACCAACCAUGCGGGUGCCUAGUGCUCCGCAAGUAGGCGGCCGUGACGUACGCUGCACAGUGAUUGAAGUCCGCAACUUGAUGCGUGAGAUGAUGCCACACAUUGACCAGCUUGCGGACUUGUGUGAAGAGGAUGUACGACGACAGCAACAGCAGAGGGAAGAGAGAGCGGUGAAUGUAACGGUAGACGAUGCUACUGACUCGUCGACUAUACCAGUGGACCGACAGGCGCGGGACAGUGAAGUAUCGGAGGUGGCCCAUUUGGUAGCCCCUCUUUUUGAUCGGUUUGGACGGCUGUUGAUGGAUUCAGUACAGUAUUUGGACCCAUUGUUGUACCCUGAAUUGAGAGCCACAUCGCUGCGGCAACAAGAACGCCGUUCGACAGCAUUGCGUCGCGGACACGAAGGUUCUUCACAGCGACGAACUGCUAGUGUGUCGACGUCAAUGGGAAUGCAGGACAACUCGUUUUCUAUUCGAGAUCUGAUUACUACCUCUCCAAACUUAGCAAGCGAGUCGAACCAGCCGAGGCGUAGCAUUGAUGUGCACAUUCACGCGAUAGUCGCACCAGCUUCGCUAUCAUCGCUUUCCUUGCUGACACGCGGCAACAACAACGGAGGCAGUAGCCCUGAUACAGGCGUUUCUCUUCAAAUGCCUUCCACUCCCCCGAUUGGACGCUCUUUUGGCUCUAAUGACACACGAAAUUCUGAUAGCCGCGUAAGUGAUGACGAGGGCGAUCAUAGUCGAGUUCCUUUAUUGGGAUCGUAUCGCCAUCGUAGUCACUCACAAGUUAGCGACUCGAGUCGACACCAGCAGCAACGUGCAGUGUCGCGUGAUCUGGAUGAUUUUUUGUCCAACGACUUUUUCGGAGCUUCAUUCAGCCACAACGAUGAUGAUAGCGACGACGAAUCAAGUGUCAGCUACGCGCAUUCGGAUGUCAUGCAGUCAGGCCGGUCGGCAUAUCGUCCUCCGUCUUUUUCUGGUAGAAUAUCUUCACCAGGCACGCCUAGUGAUGAUGAUAGCGCACAAUAUUCGAGCGGCACAAUUGGUGCGAUUCCGGAAAUCACUACGGCUGAAGAACAAUCGCAACCACGGGCGUCCGGAGUAGCUAGCCCAAGUAACGAGGAUGGCGAGGAUGGUCACAAUGGACGACUAUCGCAUGCAUCCGCGGAAUCGUCUUCCUCCAAUUCGUCAUCGGGUUUUCCUACAUUUUUGGAAGUGAUGCGCCGGACCCUUAGCGGUGUCCGGAGCUUUGUACAUAACGAACAGAGCAGCAGUCUUGCAGACGGUACAAGUAAUCAAUUGGGACUGGUGUCGGGCUUUCCCGUGCCAUCUUCCUCAUCGUCGUCGUUGUCGACACCUCCGGUGUCUCCAGUGAUUCGAUCUUCAAUCGAAAACGUUACCAUUGGUCGUCGCGGUUCGAGCGAAAACAGUUUUGAUGAGGCGUUGGAUUUGGACGAAGUGGACUAA